AUGGCAGAAUGCAAAAAUGCCCUGGGAAUGGAAAACGGCAGCAUCUCUGAUGGACAGAUAAGUGCCUCUUCUGAGUGGAAUACCACUCACCAUACGGACCAGUGCCGGGUUGCAACUACCUAUUACGCAGAUCAUUGGGAUGCCACCCACUAUGCCCACCAGGGCAGACUGCAGUUCAAAGCAGACGGAGUCAGAGGGAGAGCCUGGUCAGCAGCCGAAAAUGACAUCAAACAAUGGCUCCAGAUUGAUCUGGGCAGUAAUUUUACCAGAGUAACCGGUUUAGCCACCCAAGGACGAGAUGACUACGACUGGUGGGUCAUAGAAUACAAACUACUGUACAGCAGUGACCAGAAUUCAAACUUCAAAAACUAUGAAGAAAGAGGACAGAAGGUAGCGAAGGUGAAUAUUCCUUUUUUAUAUUUUCUUAGUACUGGGGUCAUGGAUUAACUGUGUUAAAAUCCAGAUACUAGAAGCUGUAUUUAAAGGUAUCCUUGUUUAUUUUUGCUAUUUCUUUUUAAAAUUCAACAAGCUGAACGUCUAGUCUGGUUGGUGCAGGAAGGGGGUUGAAGUGGGUACCAAAAACUGGAGUGACACUGAACCAUGAUAAAUAUAAUUCAUUUCAUAAGCGUUUUAACGACAAUUACAAUAUUCAUUUCUCUCUUCGUACCUUACGCAAAUAUAAGAGGGGAACUUAUUAGAUGUGGCAGCAUCUUAGAAGGCUUACCGUGUGCCGGACGUUGUAACGCGAAAGCACUGUCCACACACACAGUCCAACAUCAGCAGUACGUGGCUUUAAGCCUCUGAUACGAUCCAAACAGGUAAGGGUUGGCUACCAGCUUUAUACAAGAAAAAAGAAAAGUAUAGUGGUGCAAUGCUCUGGAAUAAUCUUUCUUAUGAGGUAAAAACAGCACACUUGCAUUCCCAAUUUAAAAACAAAUUUGCCUCUUUUCCUUUUGCUGGGUCGCUCUGAUUCGUUAAUUUGUAUGUGCGUAUAUUUUAAACUUGUAGUAAAUUCUCUUCAAAACUCCCUCCAACAUAAUUAUAUUGUAAAACUGGUAUAUUGUAUAUAUGUUACAUACUUAAUUGUUCUCCGAAAUUUUGUUACUUUUGUGAACACCAUACUGCGAUUGCCUACGCUCACGUCACGCUCCACCUGGAAACCAGCUUUUGUUGUGUGUGGUUAGCGUAGUAAAGUAAAUGUGUUAAAAAAAAGGAACGGAGUUCAUUACGUUAACCUUGACAAAUGGCCUUAAACCAUUUUGGUGGACAAAACUUCCUUUUCCUUAAGUUUUCAGUUAAUUUCGCAAUUUGUUGAAAAGUAAUUAGUAAGGGCAGUUGUUAUCUGUUUUUGGUACCAACGUUUUCCAAAACCAGCUAUUGUAAUGCAGGCAGAAACUAUGUUAUGAAUGUUUUCCGUCAUCGCUACUGUGGAAAUGGAUCAGCAUUUGAAAACGUUAGGCCAGACGUUUUUCACGUCUCGUUUUGACUUAAUAAAUGAACAGCCUUUGCUGCCCUAAGAGCCAAUAUGCUUAAGUAGUCAUAUACAUGCCUGACAGAAAGGCUUUAUUCCAAGACUUAAAGGAAGGCAGCCAUUUAAAGCUUCAACCUUCUGUAAGGUAAUCGAAGACAGUCUUGAAUUCUGGAUUCCAAGCUGCAAAUUACGGAUUCCUUGUCAGUGGAACUUGGAUUGUGAAUCCCAAUCGUUGGCGGGAUUCUGGAUUCCUCUAGCUGAAUUCCCACAAAUAUAUAUUAUAGAAAAUACCAAUAGAAUAUAUGAUCCUCUCUGAUAUCGUGGAUCUCAUAUAUUUGCAGGUAUUUGCUGGAAACAAUGACCGUAACAGUGUUGUUCGUCAUAACCUGACCGAGCUUAUUACGAGUCGUUACAUUCGUGUGAAGCCGACAAAAUGGCACAACCACAUAUCAAUGAGACUAGAGCUGUAUGGUUGUUAUGGUAAGAAUGCGUCUUGUCAUUGCUAAUAUAAUAUUUAAGGUGAUAUAUUCACCAGACCCUCAUGCUACAGAGGGGAGGAUUUAUUGGUUUUGAUGAACACCCCUCCCCCGUUGUCUGGAAAAGUCAAAUCCGAAAGAGUUCAGAAAACACUCUUUCUGGGGUCAUAUCGAGGGAAGUCAUGCGCUAGCGACACGCAGAAAGCAGACGCAGAGUCAACGAAGAGCCCUGAGAACGUUGCGUGGUGGCCUAGGGAGAGCCCACUCUUCCUCCACCCUUGCUCGCGCGUUUUCUCACGGCCCGAGUUCUUUGGUCAAUUGAAAGGGUGAGCUUGCAAUGCUUCGUGCUCGAUGUAAAUACAUGAGAAAAGUCUUCCGUUUCUUAAACUGUUGUAAGUGGUCCCCGGACGAAUGUAUGCUGCCAUUUAAUGGCUUUUCUUAGAACCGGUUUCUUUGUCUAUCCUUUACAGAGAGCAAACCGGUCUCAAUAAUAUCCUAAAAUUGGGCAUAACUUGGCUCCGGGGAAAAACAAGAAACGAGAAACACGCAUCAGUAAGAUAGACCGUUCUCUUUUCAAAGUUCAACACGCGUAGGUUACGGAAACAAUCGCCUUGUAUUUUGAAAGUUGAGCAACAAUAUUUUAAAAUGCCGAGGCACAUUUUUUCGAGUUUGGCCGUGCGCUUUUAAUGUAAUUUAAAUUAGUAAAUAUCUUAAGUGCUCUUAAGGUAAGGCAAAAGGGAUCUUUAUCGAUGAAGAUAAACUCAUUUUUUUCCUCAAGUAUAUGCUCCCACAGCAUUUUGUCCAUUGUUAAAGUUGCCAACACAACAAAAUUGAAGAGUGCUCGAUGUAAAGCUAGGGAAUCAUCUUAAAAAGUUAAAAACACUAUCUAAGAUUUAAGGCUGCGGAUGUUAUUUAAUGAUUGUUAUCAAGCAAACAAACAACAAUUAUUGAGAAAAGACUAACAACUAAAAACUUAUAAGAACAAUGUUUUGCGCGGCUGUAACAAUGUUUUGCUCUUGAGGCAGGAAAUUAAAUGACGGGCGGAAAAUUGCCGAAAUUUCUUGGGGCUUUCUUUGGUCUCUUCGUAAAAUUGAAAUUGAGCUCUUAGAUGAAGGCCUUUGCCUUUUUCUUUCAGAUUUUGAUGAGUGCAAUAAUGGUAGCCAUGACUGUCACUCGAAUGCCACCUGUAUAAACACCGCUGGUUACUUUGAAUGCAAGUGCAAAGACGGAUACAUCGGAGAUGGACGCAACUGUACAGGUAGAGAUCAGUUAAAACACAUUGUCUUCAGCAUUUAUUUGAAGUAUUUUUGACCAUGCAACUUCAAAAAAUUAUAUUUCUGCUGUUAUUUACAGUGCCAUAUAAAGCUAUACCUUAUUGGAAAGGGCAAAAAUUAAAAUUUUAGAAAGAAAUUAUUUCGGUCUCAGGAAACCCACAAUAUUCCACACACACACACACAUUUAAACAAGGCAUUUUUCUGCAUAAUUAAUUUAAAAAUUUUUAAGAGUCUAAUUUUGCCAGGAAUGUUGACUAUUUUGUGUAAUACAGUAGAAAUAAUUUUUUUUCUACAAUAUCUUAGCAAAACAGCCCAAAUAUGGGUCGAAAAUAUAGAGCGACUAUGUCAGAUUAUGCAAAUGAGGUAAGAGCUAAUUAGAUAGUUGAGCGUCACCUCGUGGCCCCGAUAUUGGCCGAAUUCAUAUUAGAAGACGAGAAACUCUUCACAGACGGAAUUCCGUCAGAUAGAAUACCGUCUAAUAUAAAUUCAUGGACGGGAAACCGUCUUAUAUUCGCGACCAAUGUAAAUUGUAAAAUAAAGUAAGACAGAAAAAGAUUAGGGCGAUCAGGCUAGGUUGCGAAGAACAAAACAUGGCUGCCAUCAUGUCAAGUGUUUUAUGAUGAGUACGUGACUUUACCAACAACCGAGGGUGGGUGGAAAGCUGAACUGGAUGCUUUCCUCAAAGACUGGGGAUUUCCUUGCGUAGGCGCAUGGGACGCUUUUCACGUUUACAUUAGCAGCAAUUUAAAGAAAUUUUUUUAA
Porites evermanni is the source of this 3983-nucleotide messenger RNA. The record is from the annotation of a GenBank genome assembly. NCBI's taxonomy places the organism in Eukaryota, Metazoa, Cnidaria, Anthozoa, Scleractinia, Poritidae.